AUGACAUCUCCCAAUGAUCCGGCAGGCUUCUCAGUAGUGGAUCUAAACUCCUCAGCCUUCCUGAAACUCCCAGCUGCCGAACAACUCUCUAAAGCCCGCGCCAAAAUCGCCACUCAACGCCUCCUUGAGCAAAAAUGCGAAGCGAUGUCCCUUGUUUUCGAUACGACUUGGACUGCCUGGUUCGCCCUUCUUAACGGUUCAGAAUUUGGCUCACUGUGGAACCAGCUUGAGCGUCAAAGGGAAGCCUCCUUCGAAGCUACCCAAACCGCACUUAACGCCUACUUAUACACUGCACGAGAGUGCGCGGCGAAUUGGGAGUACGACUUAGACCUGUUUGAGGCUAUACACAAUUUGAGCAAAGAGGAUGGUGGGCAGGUGAUAGACCCAAUUGGGUGCGGGGGGGAUAAGAAUGAUGGAAAGGGGCUUAUAUGUAAACAAGGAAAGUGGAUGGUCACCGAGAAUCCGAUUACCGGGGUCAUGAAGUGGGAGGCGACCGAGAGAAAAGAGAAUAGGUCUCCAGUGAUCGCGGACAACGAAUCCGACCGUACACCCCAAUGGUCAGAACUGGAAGCCAGAUUUCUCCUUUCGCCUAAUCAUUCUCCGUUGGCAGAAACAAACCCGUUGGGCAAUCCCGUAUCUGAAUGGCCAGCUUUAUGGCGCGAACACAAUGCUGUAAAUGUCGUGCUGUGUGCAGUACAUAGCGCACGAAAAGCUCGCCAGCAAGAGCAACGUGUUGAAGAAGAAGGGAGAUAA
This is a messenger RNA of Bacidia gigantensis, 753 nucleotides long. RefSeq lists its product as uncharacterized. Bases 1 to 753 code for a protein of 250 amino acids. The transcript has 2 exons. Lineage: Eukaryota; Fungi; Ascomycota; Lecanoromycetes; Lecanorales; Ramalinaceae. The record is from RefSeq and is a predicted model, not a curated record.